Molecule: messenger RNA, 1690 nt
Organism: Phaethon lepturus (White-tailed tropicbird)
Lineage: Eukaryota; Metazoa; Chordata; Aves; Phaethontiformes; Phaethontidae
Gene: PPM1E
Product: protein phosphatase, Mg2+/Mn2+ dependent, 1E
Exons: 8
Biological process (GO): protein dephosphorylation; negative regulation of protein kinase activity
Molecular function (GO): protein serine/threonine phosphatase activity; cation binding
Source: RefSeq, a predicted model, not a curated record
UAAUUGCCCUUCAUUUUUGGCUGCUGCAUUAGCUAGAGCAACUUCAGAUGAAGUCCUUCAGAGUGAUCUUUCGGCACACUACUUACCAAAGCAUGUGGACAACGCAGAUGGGAUCAUACAGAUUGAGACAGUGAAGCUGGCCCGCUUAGUUUUUAGCAAACUGCAUGAGAUCUGCAGCAACUGGGUGAAAGACUUUCCGCUCCAGCCGAAGCCCCGCCGCUACUACGAGACAUCCAUCCAUGCCAUCAAGAAUAUGCGUAGGAAGAUGGAAGACAAGCACGUCUGCAUCCCAGACUUCAACAUGCUCUUCAACCUUGAGGACCAAGAAGAGCAAGCUUAUUUUGCAGUCUUUGAUGGUCACGGGGGUGUGGAUGCUGCUAUCUAUGCCUCCAUCCAUCUCCAUGUGAACAUGGUCCAUCAGGAGAUGUUUCAGCAGGCCUUCCGGGUGACCGAUGAGCGCUUUGUCCAGAAGGCAGCCAGGGAGAGUCUGCGUUGUGGAACCACUGGGGUGGUGACUUUUAUCCGAGGAAACAUGCUGCAUGUGGCUUGGCUUGGGGACUCCCAGGUUAUGCUCGUGAGGAGAGGCCAAGCUGUGGAACUGAUGAAACCCCACAAACCAGAUCGAGAGGAUGAGAAGAAGCGCAUUGAGGCACUUGGUGGCUGCGUGGUCUGGUUUGGAGCCUGGAGGGUGAAUGGGAGCCUGUCAGUCUCCAGAGCUAUUGGGGAUGCUGAGCACAAGCCAUAUAUCUGUGGGGAUGCAGACUCUGCCUCCACUGUACUGGAUGGCUCUGAAGACUACCUCAUUUUAGCCUGCGAUGGCUUCUAUGACACAGUCAAUCCCGAUGAGGCAGUCAAAGUGGUGGCUGACCAUCUAAAGGAGAAUAACGGCGACAGCAGCAUGGUAGCACAUAAAUUAGUGGCAUCUGCUCGGGAUGCUGGUUCCAGCGACAACAUUACUGUCAUUGUGGUAUUUCUCAGGGACAUGAACGCAGUAGUUAAUGUUAGCGAGGAGUCAGACUGGACAGAGAACUCUUUUCAAGGUGGGCAAGAUGACAGCGGGGAAGACAAGGAAAACCAUGGAGACUGCAAACGACCAUGGCCCCAGCACCAGUGCUCAGCACCUGCAGACCUAGGGUAUGAUGGACGAGUGGAUUCCUUCACCGACAGAACUAGCUUAAGCAUAGGGUCCAGCGUUAACCUGUUUGAUGAUCAAGGCUAUCUAGACCUGACAAAACCAGAAACUAGUACACCUCAGAGUGCCAAAUGUCUGUCACCAAUUCAAGCAUUUAGUCCUGGCAUACCAAAGAGUGCGAAUUUGAUCAACAGCUUAACAGUGAAGAACAAAUCACCAGAGCACACCACAUCAUCAAUCUGUGGACAGAGCAAUCCCAGGGAGUACAACGCUCCUCUUAGUUUGGCUGCUGCAGGGCAGAGCAUCUGCAGGGUGAAGGGUUUAUCCCCCAUCUUCUGUGGGCUGGAAGAUGAACUGUUCAAAUCCUUGGGAAAACGAGCUGCGUUCUUUCACUUCCGGCUCUGUAACGGGAAGAGGCGACAAGGAGCCAGGCUCAAACCAAAGUUUCACACGCCGCUCUUGGCUCGUGAGCCUUCCCAUAUAGAAGGAUCGAGUCUGUCCUUACCCGUCCGGGGCCGCAGUUGCAUGAGGUUGUCGGCGAGCAUUAAGAUGAAUUAG